AUGUCGAAACCGAAUGACUUUGACGCUGUCCGCCAGGACGUUCGCUCUAUUCUGAAGAAGAAAGACUACGACCACGGCUCUAUUGGGCCUGUUCUCGUACGUCUCGCCUGGCACGCAAGCGGCACCUACAGCAAGGAAGAUGACACCGGUGGCUCCAACGGCGCUGGUAUGCGCUACGAGGAAGAAGGUGGCGACCCUGCCAAUGCCGGUCUUCAGGAAGCACGCAAGUUCCUCGAGCCCGUCAAGGAGCGCCACCCCUGGAUUACCUACGCAGACCUUUGGACGCUUGCAGGCGUCGAGGCCGUCCGUGCGAUGGGUGGCCCCGACAUUCCCUGGAAGUCUGGCCGUACCGACUUUGCCAACACCAAGUACCUGCCUCCGCGCGGCCGUCUGCCGGACGGCGCGCUGGCUCAGGACCAUUUGCGCGAUAUCUUUUACCGCAUGGGUUUCAACGACCAGGAGAUUGUCGCGCUGUCUGGUGCACACAACCUCGGCCGUUGCCACAAAACACGCUCUGGCUUUGACGGCCCGUGGGUCGUGAACCCGACGCGCUUUGCCAACACCUACUACCGUUUCCUCCUCAACUUGGACUGGAAGCCACGCAACUGGGACGGUCCGUUCCAGUAUUCGGCGUACGCGCCGGGUAUGGACGACGACGACGAGCCUCUUAUGAUGCUGCCGACCGACUACGCGCUUGUCCAGGACGAGAAGUUCCGCCCUUGGGUCGAAAAGUACGCGGCCGACCAGAAGCUCUUCUUUGAGGACUUUUCUAAGGUGUUUGCCAAGCUCAUUGAGCUCGGUGUGUACCGCGACGAGGAUGGCAUUGCCCGCUGCGACAAGCGCGAUGCCAAGGGCUCGUACAUCUCUGCGCCCAAGAAGUCGGGCGUGCAGUCGAGUCUCUAA
Molecule: messenger RNA, 903 nt
Organism: Malassezia vespertilionis
Lineage: Eukaryota; Fungi; Basidiomycota; Malasseziomycetes; Malasseziales; Malasseziaceae
Gene: CCP2
Product: cytochrome-c peroxidase
Exons: 1
Coding region: 1-903 (300 amino acids)
Biological process (GO): response to reactive oxygen species; cellular response to oxidative stress; hydrogen peroxide catabolic process
Molecular function (GO): peroxidase activity; heme binding
Source: RefSeq, a predicted model, not a curated record